This is a messenger RNA of Dovyalis caffra, 1392 nucleotides long. NCBI's taxonomy places the organism in Eukaryota, Viridiplantae, Streptophyta, Magnoliopsida, Malpighiales, Salicaceae. The record is from the annotation of a GenBank genome assembly.
AUGCAGCCUUGUAGUAGAGAAAUGCAAGGGAUGAACUCACUCUUAAACUCAUCGUCGCAAAUCCCUCUCCAAGACCUUCAAAACCAACAGAUCCAACACUCUCACUUUGAUCCCAAUUCAUCAUCACAUGAUGAUUUUCUUGAACAAAUGUUGUCUACAAUCCCUUCUUCUUGUUCUUGGGCUGACCUCAAGUCUCCUUGGGACCUUAACCCCCCAACAAACCUCACUGUGCCCAUGAAUAACAACAACUCUUCAGCCAAACCUAGAGACUUGUCUGAUGAAACAGCACCAUCUAAUACUGACAAUAAUAACGUUGAGUUUCUUAAUAACUUUGACGAGUCUGUAAUUUUGGCUUCUAAGCUGAGACAACACCAGAUCAGCGGUGGUGGUAAUGGUGCUGCUGCUGCGGCCGCUGCUAAAAUGAUGCUACAGCAGCAGCUUCUGAUGGCUGCUGCCAGAGGCGGGCUCUCUCCAAACGACGUCAUGGAUGGUUCUUCCUUUAAGUCUACCACUCAGGGAGGAGAUGGUUCAAUGCAAGGACUGUUUAAUGGAUUUGGCGCUGGAUCUAUGAACGGAACUGCUCAGGCACCGAACCAGUCCAUGCAACAUUUUAAUCAUCCUCAGGGAGGAGCUAUGCAGUCACAGAACUUUGGUGCUCAAGGGGCAGCCACCACGGCGGUGAUGAACCAACCUCAAGCAAGUGGCUCGAAUGGCGGUACACCAGCUCAACCUAGACAAAGGGUUAGGGCUAGAAGAGGUCAAGCCACUGAUCCACAUAGCAUAGCUGAAAGGUUACGAAGGGAGAGAAUUGCAGAAAGAAUGAAAGCUCUGCAAGAGUUGGUACCUAAUGCCAACAAGACAGACAAGGCUUCAAUGCUUGAUGAGAUCAUCGACUACGUUAAAUUCCUCCAGCUCCAAGUCAAGGUCUUGAGCAUGAGCAGAUUAGGCGGUGCAGCUGCUGUUGCCCCACUUGUUACUGAUAUGUCCUCUGAGGCUGGUGGUGACUGUAUCCAAGCCAACACUAAUGGUGGGUCUCUCACGCGUACCUCUAACGGCAACCAAACGGCAUCAACUAACGACAACGGCUUAACGGUGACGGAGCACCAGGUGGCUAAGUUGAUGGAAGAGGAUAUGGGCUCAGCCAUGCAGUAUUUACAAGGCAAAGGGCUUUGUCUCAUGCCCAUCUCACUUGCAACUGCUAUUUCGACUGCCACGUGUCAUAACAGGACCCCCGUUAUCAACAACAACAAUCACCACCCGUUGCUCCAAUCCAACGGUGAAGGGCCAACCUCACCAAGCAUGUCUGUUUUGACCGUCCAGUCAGCUACUAUGGGUAACGGUGGAGGUGAUGGUGGUGCUGUGAAAGAUGCUGCUUCCGUUUCCAAGCCGUGA